Fusarium oxysporum Fo47 is the source of this 1087-nucleotide messenger RNA. RefSeq lists its product as uncharacterized. Gene Ontology annotation, molecular function: flavin adenine dinucleotide binding; oxidoreductase activity. The record is from RefSeq and is a predicted model, not a curated record. Bases 369 to 1061 code for a protein of 230 amino acids. NCBI's taxonomy places the organism in Eukaryota, Fungi, Ascomycota, Sordariomycetes, Hypocreales, Nectriaceae. The transcript has a single exon.
GCUGAAGUUCUGACAAGCCCUAGGCCGUGCUGAUAAGCUUGCAGGGUGGCCUUGGUCCUUCGUCGCGCAUGUGGGGAGCCACUCUUGACCAUGUCGUUGAGGCAAAAGUUGUUACUGCCAACGGAACUAUCGUGACCGCAAGCGAAGCCAAGUAUCCCGAUCUGUUCUUUGUGAGUAUCAGAUUCCACUUACAAAGUGUCUUCUAACCGCCAACAGCAGGCCAUUCGCGGAGCAGCGCCGGUUUUGGAAUCGUCACCCAAUUCGUCAUUAAGACCGUUGAGAAGCCGAAAAAGACGUUACACUUCACGCAUCGCACCCCGUACACCAACUCAGAAGGCAUUGUGGAGCAGUUCAAGAGAUGGAGAGAAAUGGUAGCCGAUAAAAAGCUUGACCAUCGCAUUGGAACAGAAUUUGCCCUUGACCCCGAAGGCUCAAAGAUCACAGCAACUUGGUUCGGAACCAGGCAAGACUUUGACCAGUCCGGCAUCGCAGAAAGGCUUGGUCUUAAACUCACCCCGGUCGAAUCCAGUUGGGUCAAUACGAAGCGCUGGCAAUACGAGAAUGCAGUGUUGACACUUUCCGACAUCCCAACUGAGUUCUUUUCUCGAAGUCUCGGCUUCACCGCAGACGAUGCGACGUCGUUCAAUGCCACGGAAAGGCUUGUGCAGCUCAUCGCUGCGAAUAGGAGUCAAUCCAAACUCAAGUGGUUCUGCAUCUUCGACGCUACAGGUGGCAAGGUCGCUGAGCCAGCCAUGGAUUCAACAGCAUAUGCCCACCGAGACAAGGUCAUGUUCUACCAGUCUUACCUGUACAACAUAUGGGCACCAUUGACAGCUGAUGAGAAAGGGCUCCUCAAUGGUAUUCACGAGACCAUCGUAGGCGGUAUUCCAACUAGGUCACCCAGCACAUAUCCCGGAUACAUUGACCCGCUUCUUGAGAAUCCGCAGGAGGCUUACUGGGGUCCAAACCUUGAUCGCCUUGAAGCGAUCAAAAGAGAGUGGGAUCCCGAGGAUGUCUUUCACAAUCCGCAGAGUGUUCGACCUGCAAAGCUUAAACUGUAGGUGGAAGCACGUUUAGAGGUAGCCGU